ACCGCUCUGCUCUUCAAUCAGUCAAUCGAUCAUCAAUCAAUCAAUCGUAUUUAUUGAUUGCCCCAGCCCGCCGGAGCCGGACGGACGGACGGACAGUCGCACGCUGCCUGCGGGUCCCGGAGAGGCGAGCGGCGGCGGCGGCGGUGUCUGAACCUAACUCGUCAGUCAGUGACUGAGCACCUUGGACUCCGCCUGGCCCUCGGGAGAAAUGUCUGGCUCCUAUGAUGACGCCGUGGGCGUGGAAGUUUCCAGCGAUAGCUUUUGGGAGGUUGGGAACUACAAGCGGACUGUCAAGAGAAUCGAUGAUGGCCACCGGCUGUGCAACGACCUCAUGAACUGCUUGCACGAGCGGGCGAGGAUCGAGAAGGCCUACGCCCAGCAACUCACCGAAUGGGCCAAGCGCUGGAGGCAGCUGGUGGAGAAAGGGCCUCAGUACGGGUCAGUGGAGAAGGCAUGGAAUGCUGUGAUGGUGGAGGCUGAAAAAGUGAGUGAACUCCAUCUCGAGGUGAAAGGAUCCUUGAUGGGCGAGGAUUUUGAGAAGAUCAAGAACUGGCAGAAGGAGGUGUUCCACAAGCAGAUGAUGGGAGGCUUCAAAGAAACCAAAGAGGCUGAGGAUGGGUUCAGAAAGGCCCAAAAGCCCUGGGCCAAGAAGCUGAAGGAGGUGGAGGCUGCGAAGAAAGCCUACCAUGGCGCUUGCAAAGAGGAGAAGUUGGCGAUUUCAAGGGAAACGAAUAGCAAGGCAGACCCUUCCCUCAAUCCCGAGCAACUGAAAAAGCUACAGGACAAAGUGGAAAAGUGCAAACAGGAUGUUUUGAAGACCAAAGAAAAGUAUGAGAAAUCCCUGAAAGAGCUUGACCAAGGCACCCCGCAGUACAUGGAAAACAUGGAGCAGAUGUUUGAACAAUGCCAGCAGUUUGAGGAGAAGCGCUUACGUUUUUUCCGGGAAGUGUUGCUGGAAGUUCAAAAACAUCUAGACCUAUCCAAUGCUGUCAGCUACAAAGCCAUCUAUCGUGACAUGGAACAGAGCAUCAAAGCAGCUGACGCAGUGGAAGAUCUGCGAUGGUUCCGAGCUAAUCAUGGCCCGGGAAUGUCGAUGAACUGGCCGCAGUUUGAGGAUGAAGAGUGGUCAGCUGAUUUGAACCGCACCCUGAGCCGGAGAGAGAAGAAGAAGGCUGCGGACGGUGUGACCCUGACAGGCAUCAGCCAGACUGGAGACCAGGUGCCGCCCAACAAGCACGGCAGCCAUCUUAGCGUCCCGGGUAAUCCAGCCCAGUCAGGCCCACCGAGUUACAACCCCUUUGAAGAGGAGGACGACACGGGAAGUACUGUCAGUGAGAAGGAGGACAAUAAACCCAAAAACGUUAGCAGCUACGAGAAAACCCAGAGCUACCCCACGGAGUGGUCAGAUGAUGAGACCAACAACCCCUUCUCCUCCACGGACGCCAACGGGGACUCCAACCCGUUCGACGAGGACUCUGCCCCGGCGACCGAGCUGCGGGUCCGGGCCCUCUACGAUUAUGAAGGCCAAGAGCAUGAUGAGCUGAGUUUCAAGGCCGGGGACGAGCUGACCAAAAUAGAGGAUGAGGAUGAGCAAGGGUGGUGCAAAGGACGCUUGGACGGCGGACAAGUCGGCCUGUACCCGGCGAACUACGUUGAAGCGAUCCAGUGACUGGGCACGGGCCCCGGGGGGUGGGGGUGCCAGCUCGUUGCCGCUGGAGCAGUCGGGCUCGUUCCUGGGAGGAGGAGGAAUGUUGUUGCUCUCACAGGGGGCGAGUGACGGGUUCUGAUAGGGCUGGCAGCUGGGCCGGUGGGACACAGCACAGCACCCGGACAUCCCACCCCCACCCCCACCCCCGCGUGGCUUUGAAUUGUCAGUUUGUGUUGAGUCUCUGCUUCCCUUCCCAAGCCCCCCACACCCCUCCCGGUGGCCCUCACUGGGGUCCUUUCAGCCAACUGACAACGUGAAUCUGUAGAGAGCCGUGUAAGCAUCUGGGCUGUUAGGGGUGUCUGUGCCUGCUUUUAUUUAAAGGCUGUGGACGGUUACACUUUUUUAUGCUUGUUCUUCCUUUCCCCGGCACUUAAAUUAUGACCCCGAUUCCUGUCCACAGUCGCCGACGAAUGAGAAUCCUCCCGGCCCUGGCUGUGCUGGGAGUGGCCAGGGUGCCCGUUGCUGAUGGGUGUAGCGGGAAACCCGGCAGAGAUUAGCUUGGAGUUAGGCAGAUGCCAUUUAGUUAUUUUGGGCGUUUAAAUGUGAGCUUCCAGAGUAAUCUUGAGUAGCACUCAGAAAAGUCAGGUGAUUUUCAACCAUUUCCUCCCUAUCCUUGCUUCAAACUUCACCCCUCUGCAAGCUUAUUCACAACUUUAUCUGUGAUUUGGAAGGUAAAUGGGGAGUGAAUUCUAACUCUCCAAGUGACUGUAAAAUAGACUAAGAUGCUUUUUAUUAGACAUUUUGUUAUGUUUCUGUGAAUGUGUGUGUGUGUGCGCGCGUGCGUGUGUGUGUGUGUGUGCAUAAUUUGAUAUUCAGAAGCCUAAAGAGCAUGUCUACUGUCAUUUAAGUUAAAAGCCUUUGACCAUGGGUUCGAUUUAAAGACUGCUUCAAGUCUGUUCGAUUGAGGCACAUUUGGUCUCCGCGAGAUCUGCUAUCGCAGAAUGGAGAAUAGUCUCUAACAGUGCAAUGAGGUGAGGGCUUUUACCCUCUGGCAGCUGUGGAUCCAACUUUAGAUUAGCAUCCGUCCCUUUGUGGAUGUCCCAGCCCCGUGCUGCAAACGCUUCUCCGUCUAGUUGGCAGUUGCUAAUUACAGUCGUAUUUAAAUAUCGUGAAAAGUCAAACGUUUACGAUCAGCUUAAAAACUGAGUCUUAUCCCUGGCUCGAGAGUCUAUCGUAGGGGGGGAAAAGAGCAUUGAAAUCAUUACCAGGUGAGUAGAUUUACUUCAUCAGCAUGCUACACUGAUCACGGUGGGAGAAGAACCUUUAUUCGAUGUCGGAAAAAUCUCGCAGCUCGGCCGUUGGCUGAGGGAGCCCUCAGGAUAUGUAUUUCCCUCCGUUUCCGGGGAGCCUGGCAUGUUGCCAGUGGAGCGGACGUUGGCACCGGACUGUCCGGGAAACUUCAGAUUUACCAAAAAUUGUCCCAACUUUUCUGUGUGGGGGCCUCUCCGUGGAUUGUAUAGUAUUUUAGAAAACUAAUAAACGGUUGAUCUUGCCAACGUGCGCAUGCACGAGAACGAGAGA
This is a messenger RNA of Tachyglossus aculeatus (Australian echidna), 3229 nucleotides long. It is a transcript of the gene PACSIN2, whose product is annotated as protein kinase C and casein kinase substrate in neurons 2. The record is from RefSeq and is a predicted model, not a curated record. Gene Ontology annotation, molecular function: protein binding; phospholipid binding. Gene Ontology annotation, biological process: caveola assembly; plasma membrane tubulation; regulation of endocytosis. Gene Ontology annotation, cellular component: plasma membrane; endosome; cytoplasm. The coding region runs from base 209 to 1669 and encodes 486 amino acids. Lineage: Eukaryota; Metazoa; Chordata; Mammalia; Monotremata; Tachyglossidae. The transcript is spliced from 12 exons.